Molecule: messenger RNA, 495 nt
Organism: Pseudozyma hubeiensis SY62
Lineage: Eukaryota; Fungi; Basidiomycota; Ustilaginomycetes; Ustilaginales; Ustilaginaceae
Product: potential RNA Polymerase I and III shared subunit
Exons: 3
Coding region: 1-495 (164 amino acids)
Biological process (GO): DNA-templated transcription
Cellular component (GO): RNA polymerase III complex; RNA polymerase I complex
Molecular function (GO): DNA binding; protein dimerization activity; DNA-directed RNA polymerase activity
Source: RefSeq, a predicted model, not a curated record
AUGUCCAAUUCCAACCUCGCAGAGGUCAUGGGCGACGGCCCUGCUUCCAUAGCCGACAAGCUCACGCUGCUUCCAGGCUACGAGCCCGACUUUUCUGCCGUCACAUUCUGCCUCAAGGAGGAGGAUCACACGUUGGGCAACUCGCUUCGAUACAUCAUCAUGAAAGACCCGCGCGUCGAAUUCUGUGGUUACAGCAACCCGCAUCCCUCCGAAAACAAGAUCCAUCUCCGCAUACAGAUGUAUGACAACGCCUCGGCUCUGGAUGCUCUGCGCGAUGCCAUCGAAAACCUCGACCAGCUCUUCGCUGCCAUCGGCGAAGCGUACGACCGAAGCCUCAGCGCCGGCAACUACGAAACCCACGUCGAACCCAAGCUGGACCACGACCGUCUCGCCCAGAUGGCCGAGGAGGGCAAGAAGCGACGUGCCGAGGAGAAGGCGCAAGAAGCAGAGGCGCGUAACCAGGCUGCGCAGGCUGCUGCCGGUCGACCUAUGUAA